Molecule: messenger RNA, 2652 nt
Organism: Linnemannia hyalina
Lineage: Eukaryota; Fungi; Mortierellomycota; Mortierellomycetes; Mortierellales; Mortierellaceae
Source: the annotation of a GenBank genome assembly
AUGGUGGCAUCCACAGGAGUAGCCGACAACUUGGGCACAGCCAACAACAACAGCAACAACAACGCCCAUCAUCAUCCUUCUCAACCCAGUAAUGGACCAGGACCAGGAACAGACUCCAUCACAACCAUCAAUUCUUCUUCCACUACUUCGUCCUCUGCAAGGAAACCAUCCCAUCUAAGCAUCGACUCCAGCGGGGCAAACUCGGCCUUCCUCCACACCCUCAACUCACAGCUCCAGAUGGCGGCCGGCUCUCAACCUCGUCAUUACCAACCACACCACGACGCGUCCUCUGUAACUGCUGCUGACAGUGACUUUCCGCUUUCGACGGGCAUUGACCGUGCGGCUCUUAUUGCGGCUGACUUUGAUACGGACGAGUUCCUUUCGGCGCGUCGACACUUGCCUCUGGAAGAACUCAAGUCUCAGCUUAUCUCGCAUAUGAAGGAGCUCAAGACGGAACUCGUCGAAUUGAUCAACAGCGACUAUGCGGACUUUAUCAACCUUUCAACCAACCUCAACGGCGUUGACAGGAUGAUGGAGGAUCUUCGAAAGCCAUUGGACAGGAUGAAGGACGACGCCAUCGCUGUGAAAUCCAAUUUGGAGUCUGUUGUCGGGAGUCUGGAGCAGAAACUGGAGCAUCGUGCAGAGAUUCGGGAAAAGAAGGCUAGUCUCCAACUGCUACUGAACAUCUCCGAGUCUGUGGCCAAGGUUGAGGGAUUGCUUCAGAUCUCGAGCGGCUCUGAGACGCCUUCAGGACUGAGGGACGGCAAUGAGAGCAUAAGUGUCGCAAAGAGACUAGAGCGCGUCGCUAUUGAGUAUAACCAGAUGCAGUAUCUUGUCACCAAGGGCGCAUCUCUGCCUUUUGUCACCAACAUUGAUUGGCGCCUGGUCAGGAUCAAGGAGACAAUGAGCGAAAACCUGUCGACAGUUCUGCGCGCUUGUAUUCACCCAUCUCAACUGACUGAUGUCGAUGCAGCAUCCAACAAGGAGUCACUCACUCAGUGCUUGAGAACCUACGCCCUGAUCGACCAGACUGCUGAGGCUGAAAAAGUCAUUUCUGAGGAACUCUUGAGUCCUUUCAUGAACAAGACUAUCACCCGAGCGGCCCUCUCUGCUCAAGCUCAGACAAACAAACCCACUGACGGCGCCAUUCCAAUCCGACCACUCGUCACCAUGUUCAACAAAGUGCUCGCGUUCAUCGACAUUCACUGCAGCACAUUGAUCGAUGUCACACAAAGGGAACUCAAGGGCACCAACUUUGAUAUCCCCGUCAACUGCAUCUGGAACGUGAGCGCGGCCACGAUUCUGAGCAACAUUCCUCAUAUCUUAUCGCCUGGUAUCGCAGACGACUUUCAUCGCAACUACACAGAUGCUAUCGACUUUGUGUCCAAGGUUGAGGAGCUCUGUGGGUCCCGUCGGUCGUUGACGCGGCUAAGGUCGCAGCCUAGUUACCAGGCGAUCACGAAGAGGCAACUCCCGACUUACUUCCAGAUUCGGUUCAAGGAUAUUUCAAUGUUGGUUGAAGAUGCAUUGCAGGUGAAUGUUGAGACCAGCCCCAAGUUUUCUAAUACCACCGAAGUACAAUUGCCUGCGAGUGUGGCGAUUAUUCGUGCGAUUGAGCGGUGUUGGUCGUCAGACGUGUUCCUCUAUGGGGUUGCGCACAGUUUCUGGAAGUUUACGUUGCAGCUGAUGGCUAGAUAUUCUAUCUGGAUCUCGACCAACCUCGCCAAGGACUUGGACCCAGCAAAAGACCGAACCAUUCAGUCGCGUUCGUCGUCGCCAGCACCUGGCGCGAAUCCUAACACCUCCCGCGCCCAAGGUCGAGCAACACCCACACCAGGACCGAUCCGUUCAGCAACAAUUGGACCAGGAUCAGGACCAGGACCUGUGGGCAAGACAUCAGUCGAGGAGAUGAUGUUACAACAGCUUUCAAUGGUCGUCAGCGAUGUCGACAGUGUCACUGCUCGGAUUCAAGAUAUCUUUGCCACCCAGAUCCGGUCCCGGCUCCCUCCCUCGAUGGCGGAAGACCCUAUCCUUCUGGAAUCGUUCAACCUCAACUUGCAGGCCAUUCGGCGGGAUGUCCCUGCGGUCCAGGAACGGAUUACGGCGCUGAUUACUAAGCAUUGUGUUGAUACCUUGGCGAACGUCUGGACUCUCAAACCCCUAAAUAGUGAGGGCCCGCCCGGGGAACCAUCGCACUUUGUGACACUCAUCUUGGGACCCCUUUCAAAGUACAUGUCAGGCCCCGGCGCGGUGCUGAGCGAGGAGGCCAAGCAAGCUUGGACAAAGGAGGUCAUUGUUGCGACCACUGAGCGCUACAGUGUCAUUCUUGCAGAGAAGCUGGCAAAGAGCAAGAGCAUGGAGGAGCAGACUAAUAAGCUUAAGCUUGCUGGUGAAAGAUCUAGGGCUGGCUUAUUGAGAUCGGCCUUGCCUAAUGCCUGGUCUGUAGGUGCUGGAAGUGGCGGUGCGGAUUCUGAGGGCGCUAAUAUGUCGACCCAUGAUAAGUUGAGGCUUCAGUGUGUCCUUGAUGUCCGGUGCUAUAAGACUGAGCUGACCAAGUUCAAGAUGGAGCCAGAUACCUUUGAACCAUACCUGGACCUGCAGUCAAACACCCAGCCCUACGAGAACUUGCUUACAGCGGCAGGACAAAAUUAG